Messenger RNA from Vigna angularis (adzuki bean), 1094 nucleotides. Its product is annotated as borneol dehydrogenase, mitochondrial-like. The transcript is spliced from 2 exons. The coding region runs from base 111 to 920 and encodes 269 amino acids. The record is from RefSeq and is a predicted model, not a curated record. NCBI's taxonomy places the organism in Eukaryota, Viridiplantae, Streptophyta, Magnoliopsida, Fabales, Fabaceae. Gene Ontology annotation, molecular function: oxidoreductase activity, acting on the CH-OH group of donors, NAD or NADP as acceptor.
UUAUUCUUGCAUGGAGGUAGUAUAUGUAUGACCGGAGCUACUUCAGAUGAAAGCACUCUUGCUUCACACUUUUUCCAGGUUUUAUAUAUAUAUAUCCCAAAAGCUUACUCAUGGCCAAUGGUUCUGUGGUCUCAGCUGCUGUUAAAAGGCUUGAUGGAAAAGUGGCGAUUAUAACUGGUGGUGCCAGCGGAAUAGGUGAGGCCACUGCAAGACUCUUCUCUAAGCAUGGAGCUCAUGUGGUGAUAGCUGAUAUUCAAGACGAUUUGGGUCUUUCUCUCUGCAAUGAGUUGGAAUCAGCUCUAUAUGUUCAUUGUGAUGUGACAAAGGAAGAAGACGUUGAAAAGUGCGUGGACAGAGCAGUUUCCAAGUACGGGAAGCUGGACAUCAUGUUUAAUAACGCUGGUACAGGUGACGAGUUCAAAAGAAGCAUACUGGACAACACAAAAUCUGAUUUUGAGAGAGUGAUAAGUGUGAACUUGGUUGGUCCAUUUCUGGGAACAAAGCACGCUGCAAGAGUGAUGAUUCCUGCUAAAAGGGGUUGCAUAAUUAACACAGCUAGUGUUGCAGGAUGCAUAGGUGGAGGUGCUACACAUGCCUACACCAGUUCAAAGCAUGGUCUUGUGGGACUGAUGAAAAACACUGCGGUGGAGCUUGGACAAUUCGGUAUUCGGGUGAACUGCGUGUCUCCUUUUGCGGUUGCCACACCGUUGUUAAGCAAGUAUUUCAAUCUUGACGAAGAAGGAGUUCGUGAGGCUUAUUCCAACCUAAAAGGUUCUUAUCUUGUGCCUAACGAUGUGGCUGAAGCUGCUCUUUACUUGGCAGGUGAUGAGUCUAAGUAUGUCAGUGCUCUCAAUCUUGUGUUAGACGGAGGAUUGACCAAUUCAAAUGUAGGAUUUCCGAUGUUUGAGAAAUCUGUGUAAACAUAUGUUGUAUCUUUAAAUAGUUCUUCUUGUUUUGGCUUGGCGAUCAGUUCAGAAACUGCAGCUUCCAGUAUAUAUAUGUGAAGUGGUAUUGUAAUCCUCACUCUGUAAUCUAGCCAUUUUGCUCAUUUAUGUGCAAAAAAUGAAGAUAGGUUACGAUGAAAAUUAUUAUUU